Messenger RNA from Panicum hallii, 1458 nucleotides. RefSeq names its product WAT1-related protein At1g21890-like. The record is from RefSeq and is a predicted model, not a curated record. The coding region runs from base 1 to 1173 and encodes 390 amino acids. Gene Ontology annotation, cellular component: plasma membrane. NCBI's taxonomy places the organism in Eukaryota, Viridiplantae, Streptophyta, Magnoliopsida, Poales, Poaceae. Gene Ontology annotation, molecular function: transmembrane transporter activity. The transcript is spliced from 5 exons.
AUGGGUGUGGGGAAAGUUCUGAACGAUGUGAAGCCGUACCUGGCCAUGAUCCUGCUGCAGGUAGGGUUCGCCGGGAUGUACAUCGUCGCCGUCGCCUCCCUCAAGCGCGGGAUGAGCCACUUCGUCCUCGUCGUGUACAGGAACCUCGUCGCCACCGCCGUCAUGGCGCCCUUCGCGCUCUGGUUCGAGAGGAGCGUGAGGCCGAAGAUGACCUUCACCAUCUUCCUCAAGAUCAUGGGGCUCGCCUUUCUCGAGCCGGUGCUCGAUCAGAACCUGUACUACAUGGGGGCGAACCUGACCUCCGCCGGCUUCGCGUCGGCGCUGAUCAACGUCCUCCCCGCCGUCACAUUCGUCAUGGCGCUCAUCCUGCGGAUGGAGAGGGUGCGGCUGCGGAGCAUGCACAGCCAGGCCAAGAUCGUGGGCACGGCCCUCACCGUCGCCGGCGCGGUGCUCAUGAUCCUGUACCACGGGCCCGUGAUGCAGUUCCCAUGGACCAAGGGGCAGCACCACGAUGCCGCCGCCGCCGCCGCCCAGGCCGCCGGCAGCGGCUUCCUCGCGGGGACUAUUUACGUCAUCGCCGCCUGCGUCGCGUGGUCGGGCUUCUUCGUCCUCCAGUCCAACACGCUGCAGAGCUACCCCGCGGAGCUGUCGCUGACGGCGCUCAUCUGCCUCAUGGGCUCGCUGAUGAGCGGCGCCGUCGCGCUCGUCGCCGAGCGCCGCAACACCCACGCCUGGGUCAUCGGCUUCGACACCCGCCUCUUCACCGCCGUCUACGCCGGCAUUGUGUGCUCCGGCGUGGCCUACUACGUGCAAGGUCUCGUGUCGAGGCAACGAGGCCCGGUGUUCGUCACAGCCUUCAACCCUCUGUGCAUGAUCGUAACCUCCGUCAUGGGCUCCAUCAUACUCAAGGAACAGAUCACACUUGGAAGUGUCAUCGGCGCAGUGAUCAUCGUGUUAGGCCUGUACGCGCUCAUCUGGGGCAAGAGCAAGGACCACGAGAACCAGGUCGCCGACGUCUCCGCGUCCGGCGGCUCCAAGGGCGGUGCAGCGGCCGGCGAGCUGCCCAUCACCUUGGCAGCGCAGCCCAACGGCAACGGCAAGCACGAGCAGCUUGGCAACACCCGCGGCCACGUCUUCGACGUCGAGACCCCAGCGACCAACGGCCACUACUAGUACUCCUAUACAUACUCCUAAAAGCAUCAACGACUCCAUCGUCGAUCCAUAGAUCGACUGAGUUGGAGCAUACGUGUGGUGCGAUUUUUCCUUCUUCUUCUUUCUUCCGUUCUGUUAGUUCCUCCUGAAAUUCUUGUGAGAGAGUGCUAGAGAGAGAGAGAGACAGAGGUGGACCCUUACCUGAUGUAAUGGAUAAGGCCAGGACGUACGUGACCGGGUUGCUUAAUCAAUCAGCAAAGAUCGAUCAGCUCUUCUGCUUACGUAGAGCUGGAAUUAAUUACUCCA